This is a messenger RNA of Encephalitozoon intestinalis ATCC 50506, 1434 nucleotides long. Its product is annotated as RtcB-like protein. Gene Ontology annotation, cellular component: nucleus; tRNA-splicing ligase complex. Gene Ontology annotation, molecular function: RNA ligase (ATP) activity. The record is from RefSeq and is a predicted model, not a curated record. The transcript has a single exon. Bases 1 to 1434 code for a protein of 477 amino acids. Gene Ontology annotation, biological process: tRNA splicing, via endonucleolytic cleavage and ligation. Lineage: Eukaryota; Fungi; Microsporidia; Unikaryonidae.
AUGAAAGGCAUAGAGCAAAGCGAUCUCUGUAUCAAGAUCGAUCCAUUGUUUAAUGCAUCCAUGAAGACAUCGGCAACUAUAUAUGUUGAUGAGGAGCUGAGGAAACCUUUGAUUGAAGAGUUGGAUGCUGGGGUGGCUCUGUCUUCUAUUUCUCAGAUAUCUGAUGUCUGCUCUCUACCAGGACUCAUUGGAGAUGUCAUAGGAUUGCCAGACAUACACACUGGGUAUGGAUUUCCAAUAGGAUCUGUUGCUGCAUUCGACAUCAACAAUCCCGAGUCGGUGGUAAGUCCUGGAGGGGUUGGAUAUGACAUCAACUGUGGAGUUAGAGCAUUGAGGGCCAACCUCGACAUAGACCACUUUAGAGCUUGUGCGGAAUCUCUUGCUGAUGAACUCUUCAAUAUAAUACCCACUGGAGUAGGAAAUGAUAAAGGAUCAAGAAUUGAAAUGAGUACGUUGAAUUCCAUCCUGGAUCUCGGGUUAAGUCAUCUGCUGAAAUCAAAGGAGAUAUGUGAUGAGGAUGUGGAAUAUUGCGAAAGCAGGGGAUAUAUGGAUGGAAACAGCCGUCUUAUUGGACAGAAAUCAAAGGGGAGGGGAUUGAAUCAACUUGGGACUCUUGGGUCUGGAAAUCAUUAUCUAGAGGUUCAAUAUGUCGACGAGGUGUAUGACACAGAGAAGGCAGAAAUAAUGGGCAUAAGGAAAGGACAGAUAAUUGUGAUGAUCCACACAGGAAGCCGUGGUCUUGGACAUGGAGUAUGCCACAAUUCUCUAAUGAAGAUGGCGGGAAUGGCGCCUGACUAUGGCCAGCUUGCAUGUUCCCGUUUCAACUCGGAGGAAUCCCAAGAGUAUCUUCUUUCGAUGGGAUGUGCGGCAAACUUUGCCUUUGCUAACAGAGCGAUGAUAACCAAGAGUGCUAGGAAGGCGUUUGAAAAGGUGUUUCCAGGCUCGAGGCUUGAGCUGAUUUAUGAUGUUUGCCACAAUAUUGCAAAGAAAGAGAAGCAUAGAGUCCAUGGGAAAGAAUACGAUGUUCUCGUGCACAGAAAAGGAGCUUCCAGGGCAUUUCCUCCAUUCCAUGCAGACAUUCCGUGGAAAUACAAAGAAAUAGGACAGCCAGUGAUAGUAGGGGGAUCGAUGGGAACAUACAGCUACAUUCUGUGUGGAUCGGAGAAGUCCAUGGAGUUGAGUUUUGGAUCAACAUGCCAUGGGGCAGGACGUGUCCUUUCUAGAAGCAGGUCAAAGGAUUUAUUUACUCAAGAGAGCGUGCGUGAUCUUCUAAGGAGUCAAGACAUAGUAUUUAGGUGUGCAAGCAGCCCUGGAAUGGUUGAAGAAUCGCCUGGCUGCUACAAAGAUGUCAAUAGAGUUGUUAAUCUAAGCGACGCAAUCGGACUAACGAAGAAGGUUUGCCGUUUAAAGCCGUGCCUGGUCAUUAAAGGCUAA